UUUAAGUAGUACAGAAAUGACUUAUGUUUUAGUCUUAUUUAUUGCAAAUUUCAUUUGUGCAAAACCAAACUCAACCACAUAUGACAUAACCCCAAUUUCCAUUCCGUUUGGAACCCAAACGAAUCAACGAUAGAAACCGUACCCACCAUUGCUUCAUGGUCGCGAGCUUCAUGGCUGGGGAUUCGAGUUCAUGGUCGCGAGCUUUGACGCAGAUCUCUCCUUACACCUUUUCCGCGAUCGGAAUUGCCAUCUCCAUCGGCGUUUCAGUUUUAGGAGCUGCUUGGGGGAUCUAUAUAACUGGAAGUAGUUUGAUUGGUGCUGCCAUUAAAGCUCCUCGCAUUACCUCCAAAAAUCUCAUCAGUGUAAUUUUUUGUGAGGCAGUUGCUAUAUAUGGUGUCAUUGUGGCUAUCAUUCUCCAAACAAAGCUUGAGAAUGUUCCUGCAUCCCAGAUCUAUGCACCAGAAUCCCUCACAGCUGGUUAUGCAAUUUUCGCCUCAGGGAUAAUAGUUGGCUUUGCCAAUCUUGUGUGCGGGUUGUGUGUUGGAGUGAUUGGGAGCAGUUGUGCCUUAUCAGAUGCCCAAAACUCUACCCUUUUUGUUAAGAUUCUGGUGAUUGAGAUUUUCGGCAGCGCAUUGGGACUCUUUGGUGUUAUUGUGGGAAUAAUCAUGUCAGCUCAAGCAUCUUGGCCAUCCAAGGUAUAGAGUGAGAUCUACUUUAAGGAGGCGUUAUAAGAGCGUUUUGUUUUCCCCCGUAUCUUCUUGUUAUGUGUUCUGUAUCAUAGUUGUCUCGCGUGAUUUCGGAAUCUUUAAUUUACACUUUUGAAAUUUACAAGAAUAUUUGUUGUGUUAAUAAUGUACUCUGUUGAAAUUUCAAGUUAUUAAAUUUGUUAUAGUCAAAGGUUUGAUGCUCAAAUAAUUGAACAGAGUUCCAAAAUUUGGUUUGCAAAAAAAGCAUUUUCCAUCU
This is a messenger RNA of Cuscuta campestris, 963 nucleotides long. NCBI's taxonomy places the organism in Eukaryota, Viridiplantae, Streptophyta, Magnoliopsida, Solanales, Convolvulaceae. The record is from the annotation of a GenBank genome assembly.